Messenger RNA from Penaeus indicus, 2285 nucleotides. RefSeq names its product ubiquitin-conjugating enzyme E2 variant 2-like (gene Uev1A). Gene Ontology annotation, cellular component: nucleus. Bases 194 to 622 code for a protein of 142 amino acids. Lineage: Eukaryota; Metazoa; Arthropoda; Malacostraca; Decapoda; Penaeidae. The record is from RefSeq and is a predicted model, not a curated record. The transcript is spliced from 4 exons. Gene Ontology annotation, biological process: DNA damage tolerance; protein K63-linked ubiquitination.
UAUUGGAACGCUGGCCAUUGCGGCGCCGUGAGGCCUCUUCUCGUCGCCUCCGAACCCCAAACCGCCUCUUCUCCCGCUUAUCCGGCCCCACGCCCCCUUAUCCGGCCUCCGAUCCACGCCCGAAGGCCCGAGGAGAAGAGCUCCCCCCGCGCAGGUCCAAUUGGAGGGGCGACGUGGGCGAAGCAGGGCAGAAAUGACGACCCCCAACACAGUUGUUCCACGCAACUUCCGCCUUCUGGAGGAACUGGAAGCUGGCCAGAAGGGCGUUGGAGAUGGCACCAUUUCGUGGGGACUGGAGGAUGAUUCAGACAUGACCCUUACCAACUGGACUGGCAUGAUCAUAGGGCCACCUAGGACAAAUUUUGAGAAUCGGAUGUACUCAUUAAAGGUAGAUUGUGGUUCAAGAUACCCAGAUGAGCCCCCAAAUAUUCGCUUUAUCAGUCGGAUCAACAUGCAGGGAGUCAACAGCCAGACAGGAGUGGUGGAUCGUCGACAUGUGUCUGUACUUGAACGCUGGCAAAGAAAUUACACAAUCAAGACAGUGCUGCAAGAGUUGAGGCGCUUAAUGACCCAGAAGGAAAACAUGAAACUCACACAGCCACCCGAGGGCACAACCUUUUAGCUGGCCUGUUCAUCACACAGCCUCCCGAAGCCCAAAAACCCCUCCAGACGGCCGACAUACCUAACAUACCAAGCACCACCACCACCACCACUUCCACUACCACUACCACUACACAUCCUGGAAUCAGGAGAGGGGAUGCACCAAUGCGGCACCAUCGCUACUACCCAUGGGAUGCCACACGCUUGCUGGCCGACACACGUGCCAGCCAGCCAGACCUCCUUCAAGAUUAGGUAUCCAGGCUUUUUUGAGAGAAAAUUUCUUCCUCUGGGGUUGAAGCUUUUCAUCUAAAUGUAGACUUUGUGAGGGUUUUUGUGAAUCUUGAACAUUCAUUGUAUAGUGUGAGAUCCCCCCAAAAAAGAAUCGCUUUAUAGAAUGUGGAUUUUACUGAAUAUCUAGGCUGAUUAUCUUGCUCAUUGUCGAAGGGAUUUCUGGCUUUGUAUUGGGCAAAGGAAGUCAAGGUUGGUCAUCUUGAUAAAAGAAAGGUAAUGGGAAGUCAAGCUGGCCUUUCAGAGAGCAAAUCUUGUGGGGAAGUUUGUAGUUUCUCAAAGAUGGAGAAAAUUUAAAAUGCUUACCAACCAUUGUGCUUUGAAAUACUGAUGAAAAACUGUUCAUCACUGAUUGAUAAUGAUUUGUACCAAAGUUUAAGGAAGGAUUUUGUGAUAUUUAUACUUUUUCCCCUACAUUUGCAACUUCCCCAAAACCAAAGGCUAGGGCAGUGUCACAUGAAAAGGAGCAUGGUGUAUCGAUAUGAGCCUUUUGAAGGAGCCAUGUUACAAAUCCACAGCUUGUGUACACAGGGAUCUUGCCGUGUCCAUUCACCUCUUCAUACCUCGUCCAUAACUACUCCCCUGACGCUGUUUUUUGUUCCGUCUCAAAGAUUAAAUUCCGCAGCAGAUGCAUUAGGGCGGCAAGCAUGCAAACAGUGGCGCUUUGUGUUUAUCCAGCUGCAGCAGAGUACUGUCACGUCUCGCUUUCCCACAAGUCUCUCUCUCUUGUUUUGGAAGUUUACAAAAGUUCAUAUAUAUAUUGUAAUUUCUUAGAGCCCUUUACCCAUGCCUCCAUAAUAACAGUAUUAUGGAACUAUUAUCAAUUAAAUACACUUAUUGGAGUAUAUUGUAUGAAGGAAUGCAAAAUGAACACAUCUCACACAUGGCAUCCACCAAAAUAUUUAAGUUUCAGAUCUAGUUUUACUAUCUCUUUUCACCGUCUCACUUGAUCUAUACCUUUUUUGUUCUGUAUUGUUUUAUUUGUAUCAUCAAUGUUAUUACUUUUUUUUAUAUACAAAUAUAGGUUACAUCCUCAACCUUUCUGGACCCAUCCAUCCACGUGGCAUGUUGUUUGCCUUUGUUGGCAAGCACAUUAUUAUUAUUAUUAUUGAUAAUAUUGACUUUAAACUACCAUCACUUAGACAAGUGCAUUGUUAGGGAGGGGGCAACACUAGCAUUGUAGGGUCAAUAUUUUAGGAUUUUAGGGUAAAGUUACUGAUUUUUAUCAUGUUACAAUUUUCCUCCUGUAUUUUUACUUUUUUCAUUAUUAUUAAUUUAUUUAUUUUUUUCGUAAGGUUUCAUCAUAGCUUGUUUGUCCCCUUUCCCAUGGUUUUGUUCAAAGGCAAUGUAAGGAAUUAAAUUGUGAGAAGAAUGAUAAUAAAAAUUUCUACUCCAUA